CGGAGCAGUGGCGGGCCAUUUGUUUAGCCGGGGAGAUCUGUUUCUGGACUCUUUUUUACCAGCUGCACUUUUGGGAAUUACCAGCAUUGCAUGACUAAACACCUAAGAACUCUUCAAGCCCAAGAAGCUCCAGUCAUCUGCCAAAUGCCAAAGGCUCUUUGGACUCCAGCGCCAGGAACAUCAGCCCGCAGCCUACUUGGGGAGCACGUGAUGUCCUCCUGUUUCUAUCUCUGUCUGACCCGUCGAGGUCCCCCUCUCCCGAUAGCCGUCGUCCCUGCAAUUCGAGGCUCCGCCAGGCAAAGUCAGCAGCGCGCGUCUCCCUCCUCCAUCCGCGAGCGCAUGGAAAUGCACGCAUACCUAGCAUACAGGGCCAGUUAAUGUGCAACAGUCACGCCGUGUGUAGAGGCCAGAGGGAUGAGGUACUCUUGAGGGACAGUCACUCAGAUGCAGCCUGGACUCACAAGGCCAAAGGGUUUUCUGAGAAGUGCUGUGCUGUUUGCCCUCUUUCUUCGGAACUUGUCUGCAGAGCUGUCAUUUCAACCUGAGUACCAAGCCGUCUCUGCCUGGGAAGCUGCUCGUCCCCUUUGAGCUGGAAAACAAGCCACUUUGACUUGGGUUCAUUGCAAAAUAGACAAGAAGCGAUGGGGGGUAACCUUGGCUGCCACCGGUCAAUUCCCAGAGACCCCUCAGAUCUCUGCCACAGCCGUAAAUUUAGCGCAGCGUGCAAUUUCAGCAACAUCCUUGUGAACCAGGAGAGGCUGAACAUUAACACAGCCACAGAGGAGGAACUCAUGACUCUUCCUGGGGUCACCAGGAUGGUAGCCCAAAACAUUGUGGAAUAUCGUGAGUACAUUGGUGGCUUCAAGAAAGUUGAAGACUUGGCCUUGGUGAGUGGUGUUGGAGCUGCCAAGCUGGAGCAGGUGAAGUUUGAGAUCUGCGUGAGCAGCAAAGGAAAUUCUGCACAGCACUCGCCGAGCUCUUUAAGGAAAGACCAGAAUCUGGACCAUCUUUCGGCUACGAAAAUCAACAUUAACACUGCCACACCUGCUCAGCUCAUGAGCAUCCGUGGUAUCACAGAAAAAAUUGCCAAUAGCAUUGUAGAAUACCGCAGAGAGCAUGGCCCCUUCAAAAGUAUUGAGGACUUGGUCAAGAUGGACUGUAUCAACUCUUCAUUCUUGGACAAAAUCCGGCAUCAGAUCUUUGCAGAGCGGUCAAGACCCCCUUCCACUAAUACCAAUGGUGGCCUCAAUUUCACUGUCAAGCCACACCCAAGCCCCACGUCCCUGAGCCUCCAGAGUGAGGAUUUGGAUUUUCCUCCUGGAGGGCCAACUCAGAUGAUCUCCACACGGCCCACAGUGGAAAUGUUUGGUGGGGUACGGGAUGGGAGACCUGUGCUGAGGGUGGCCACUUGGAAUCUGCAAAGCUGCUCCAUUGAAAAAGCCAACAAUCCUGGUGUGCGAGAGGUUGUGUGCAUGACUCUGUUGGAGAACAGUAUCAAGCUUUUGGCUGUGCAGGAGUUGAUUGACAGAGAUGCACUGGAGAAGUUUUGCAUGGAGUUAAACCAGCCGACUCUGCCAAACAUCCGCAGAUGGAAGGGUCCUCGAGGAUAUUGGAAGGGAGUCGUUUCAGAGAAGCUCUCAGGGCAUCUCGAGAAGUGCAUAGAAUAUUCUGGCUUCCUGUGGGACACAACUGCGGGGAUAGAGCUGAAAGAUGCUACCUCCUCUGAAGGCACACACACAAAUGGCAAUGGGAGACAGGUCCAUCCUCACCCUUACAUUGCACAUUUCAAGGUUGGAGUGAAUGAUUUAAUACUGGUUAACUUGCAUUUAGUACCAUUACCGGCCACUGGAGAAAAUUCUGUGAAGAAUCACAAUAGUCACAAAUUAGCAGUCUUUGCACAUACUGUACAGGAAACACUGAAAGGUGAAAAAGAUGUGAUUAUUUUGGGUGACUUUAGCCAGUCCCCAGAUAAUAGCGACCACGACUUGUUACGAAAGGAAAAGUUCCACCCUCUGGUUCCUGCAAGUACAUUUACAAACAUCAGCACAAAGAAUCCUCAAGGUUCCAAGUCCCUGGACAACAUCUGGAUCAGUCGUGGCUUGAAAAAGAUUUUCACUGGUCAUUGGGCAGUUGUAAGAGAAGGUCUUACAAACCCCUGGAUCCCUGAUAACUGGUCAUGGGGUGGCGUAGCAUCAAGUCACUGUCCAGUUUUAGCUGAAUUUUACACUGAGAGGGACUGGAAUAGAAAGGAUCUAACUCGAAAUGGAAGUGGAGUGAUGGUGGAAUGCACUGACUUGAAUUCUAAACAUGAGCGGUGAUGAAAGACUUUGCAAGCUUCUUUUUCCUUUCCCAGAAAAGAUGGUUAGAAGAUUCCUUCGCUCAAGGCCUGACAGUGAACAAGAACGGCUGUGUAUUUUCCUCAAUUAAAAAUGAAUAAGCUUCUGCUUUUAACAUCUCCCUUUCCCAUUCCCACUUUUGUCCCCUUGGUGGGUGUUUUAGGAUAUCCCAUUGCCACUGAGUGGAUUGUGACUUAUGGAGACACGGAGGGGGCUUCUGUGGCUGGAUAUCUGGAUAACUGCAAAUAAAAUGCACUUUUUAAUAUUG
Molecule: messenger RNA, 2604 nt
Organism: Python bivittatus (Burmese python)
Lineage: Eukaryota; Metazoa; Chordata; Lepidosauria; Squamata; Pythonidae
Gene: EEPD1
Product: endonuclease/exonuclease/phosphatase family domain containing 1
Biological process (GO): DNA repair
Cellular component (GO): plasma membrane
Molecular function (GO): DNA binding; catalytic activity
Source: RefSeq, a predicted model, not a curated record